AUGGCGGAGAGCGCCGCCGCGGACGACCAGCUGCGAAAAACUGGCAGGAAAAUCAGAGUCAAGGCGAUCCGGUGCUGGCGGCGGCGCGCACAGACAGCUAAUGAGCGGACGGACGCGGACGAGCGUCCCAGCUGCGCGCGGAUGCCAACUGGAGCGGCCGGCGCGCGGGAAAGCGCAGCCGCGGCCGACAGCAUUGAGCAGGAGAGAGCCAGCAAGGCCGUGCAGAGAAGCUGCUGCCGUAAACAGCAGAUACGGCCCGGCGCGCUCGCCGCAGAAGAACAGCGACAGACGACGCUGUGGGGCUUCGCACUUCCUGUCGCCCUGGUGACACAGUCCGGUCGGACUCCGGCAGAGCCUCUGGGCAAGGAAGACACGGCCCAGCCGCCGCAGCAGGCCGGCCGCGAGUGGGAGGCGCCGUGGAAUGCUGCCCCCCGCCCACUGACGGCGCUCGCGGCUAUCCAGAGGCAAUUUACCGCACGGCGCGUCCGUCUCGUAUCUCGCCUGCGGCCGCCUCGGCGCUUCAUUAGAAUGCAGACGCUCUUGCUUGUAGAGAAACACCAGCAGCAGCAGCAGCAGCAACAACAACAACAACAACAACAACGUCAACAAGCAGUUCCUCUGAUUCACUACGCACGAGAAAUAGGAACACGUUUUGGCCUCGAGUGGCGGCAGCGAGUGCGGAUGCUGGGCAGCUCGGUGUCGGGCCGUGGUGCGGCCCUGGAGCGGCCGGCGGCUGCAACGCGAUCCGCCGCCCUGUGCCUACUGGAGCGGCUCCAGCACGCACCACCGGCCACGGCGCCGCUGCAGCCUCCGAUGUCUGGCUCUCCCAGGAGCCUGGGCGCCGCCUCCGGGUCGCAAGAUUUCGCUGGACCAGGACGAGGAAGUGCCGCAGGGAGACGGCGCGCCUUUCCGCCGGUGUGUAUAACAACUGGCCGCUCUGUGGGCCGGGCGGGAGGUAUGGCGGCCGCGUUGCUGUGGCAACACCGCCACUGCACUGGGGCUCAGCCAGCCGGCGGGCCCGGUCUACCUCGCCAGGGCCGAGGCGAGGCGCCGCGAGCGGGCGAACAGACUCUGGCCGGCCGGCCGGCCGGCCACGCCGAGUUGGGCUCUGCCAAGUUGAGCCACGGCACGACACGGCACGCCGCUCUGCACAAAAGGCACGCAGCACGGGGGGCAAGGCCCAGGGGCCAUUCCUGUCUGAGCGCGGAGUCCGCGACGGUAUUGCAGGCGGUGACGCGAGCUGCCAGUGGGGGCGUGAUCCGCGCGGACCGCUAG
Messenger RNA from Schistocerca piceifrons (Central American locust), 1275 nucleotides. RefSeq lists its product as uncharacterized. Lineage: Eukaryota; Metazoa; Arthropoda; Insecta; Orthoptera; Acrididae. The coding region runs from base 1 to 1275 and encodes 424 amino acids. The transcript is spliced from 6 exons. The record is from RefSeq and is a predicted model, not a curated record.